AUGUCUGGUACAUUUGUCAAAUCUGAUAAGUCUCUGAUCAGCAUUGAUCCCACCAGAAUCAGUGCAAAGAUAGACGAUAAGAUCUACUCUGGCUUUAUUGAACAUAUGGGAAGAUGUAUUUAUGGCGGAAUUGUUGAUUACAGUGAGGAAGCCAAUCUUGCUGGGCUCACGAAUGAAAAGGGAUAUCGUUUAGAUGUGGCAGAGAAACUUAGAGCUCUAAAUAUGCCAGUAAUACGAUAUCCAGGAGGUAACUUUGUAUCAACGUAUCAUUGGCUUGAUGGAGUUGGUCCAAAAGAAUCCAGACCAAGACGUCCUGACUUAGCUUGGCGUGGCGAAGAGAGUAAUCAAUUCGGCACAGAUGAGUUCCUAGACUGGUGUCAAUUUAUGGGAGUUGAACCAUACAUCUGUCUUAAUAUGGGUACGGGCACUUUGGACGAAGCAUUAGCCUGGUUAGAAUAUUGUAAUUCCGACGGUGAUACCUAUUACGCUAAUUUACGGCGUAAAAAUGGACACAAAGAACCUUAUAAUGUGAAAUAUUGGGCUCUAGGUAAUGAAAUGUGGGGAGAUUGGCAGGUUGGUCAGUUAUCUGCAGAGGACUAUGCUAAGAAAGCACAUCAAUGGGGUAAAGCUCUUAAGAUGAUAGAUGCAAACAUCCAGGUUGUUGGAUGUGGUAAUAGCGGUGUUAAUAAUUGGGAUUUAACGGUCACUCAAAAGCUGAUUAAUCAGAUGGACUACUACUCAAUUCACUUAUACACAACCGAUCCUGAAUACUAUAGAAAUAUAACUUCGACAAUUGCUGCUGAGGAGUCAAUAGAAGUUGCCGCAAGAUUACUCGAAAUAGCAAGAAUAAAUGCAAGAGAUAAGAGCACCAGGAAAAGAGACGUAAAAAUCUGCUUCGAUGAAUGGAAUGUUUGGGAUCCUGUUAGAGCCGAUGGCCAAAAGGGAGCAGAAGAGACAUACACAUUAACUGAUUCUCUGGGUGUCGCCAGUUGGUGUAAUGUCUUUGUCAGACAGGCUAAGAAUGUUGGAAUGGCUAACAUAGCUCAAUGUGUCAAUGUAAUUUCACCAAUUAAGACGUCGAAGAAGGGUCUUUUAUUACAGACAACUUAUCAUUCUCUGCUGCUAUUUUCUCAGUUUAUGAGAGGAUCAACUUUAAAUGUCCAUGUUUCCUCACCUGUAUACACCGGAAGUAAUAUUGGAAGUAGCGUCUGGGGUUUAGAAUGGGUGAGUGACGUAGUGAGUGAAAUCCCACUUUUAGAUGUCAGUGCCACAAUUAAUGGGAAAUUUGUAUCUAUUGCUGUUGUGAAUAGGUCGAAGGAUGAAGAUAUUGGUUCAAAAUUGGAUCUCCAAGGCACCCUUUCCGAAUUGGCUCAGGUCUACACCAUUUACCAUGACAAUAUAGAGGCCAUCAAUAGCUGGGAAAAUUCUCAAAAUGUGGUUCCUACUCUUAAGGAGAUAUCAGCUAAUGAAAUUUUUGGAGAUAGUAGGACAUUCAAGUUCAAAAAGCAUAGUUUCACCUUAAUUAGAGUGUCUCUAGCAUCAUGA
Messenger RNA from Sugiyamaella lignohabitans, 1545 nucleotides. RefSeq lists its product as uncharacterized. The record is from RefSeq and is a predicted model, not a curated record. NCBI's taxonomy places the organism in Eukaryota, Fungi, Ascomycota, Dipodascomycetes, Dipodascales, Trichomonascaceae. Gene Ontology annotation, molecular function: alpha-L-arabinofuranosidase activity. Gene Ontology annotation, biological process: L-arabinose metabolic process; polysaccharide catabolic process. The transcript has a single exon. Bases 1 to 1545 code for a protein of 514 amino acids.